Messenger RNA from Cladophialophora carrionii CBS 160.54, 1152 nucleotides. RefSeq lists its product as uncharacterized. The record is from RefSeq and is a predicted model, not a curated record. Gene Ontology annotation, molecular function: structural constituent of cell wall. Gene Ontology annotation, biological process: fungal-type cell wall organization. Gene Ontology annotation, cellular component: fungal-type cell wall. The transcript has a single exon. The coding region runs from base 1 to 1152 and encodes 383 amino acids. Lineage: Eukaryota; Fungi; Ascomycota; Eurotiomycetes; Chaetothyriales; Herpotrichiellaceae.
AUGAGAGUCGCCUCGAAUCUUUUAAUUGGUUUUGUCGCCCUCAUAUACGCUUCACCCAUAUCACCACGACAAGCCGUCACAGCAUUCAUAACCCCCCCCUUACCUCCUCCACCGGGAUGCACGGGCUCUUUUCCGUCUGUCUUCGGCAUCGCAGUCAUCAACAUAUCCCUGCCUUCUUCAUCGCCGAGGCCAUCGCAGACAUUGCAGAGGCGGCAACAGCCUCCUGCCGCGAUAUUCACGGUCGGCACGGUCGACCAAAUCGAUGACGGACAAGUACAAGGCGGGAUGCACACAGUGUCCAUCAGCAUAGAAACGGCUUCGACUCCGCCUUCACCUCCGGUGGCAAUCCUCCCACCAGUGACGCAGAUCGGUGAUGGGCAGAUCCAAGGGCCCAUGGCCACCAAUGUACAAGCUGGCUCGACAGCAACAGUCACAAUAUGUUCGAGCUCUCCUUUACCGUUCCCUCCCUUGUCAGCCGCAGCUGUUUUCAGCAAACCCCCUUCCGUGAUUGAGCAAGCUUGUGGGAUCUCGAGGAUAUUGACCUCGCCGACACCCGAUCCAACAACAGUCGCAAUAAAGCCAGGAUCUGCAUUUUCCAGUUAUUUCAAUACGGUUCUCUAUACCACUAUUCCAGUUAGCAACACCACACCUUCGCCAUCAGUAUCAGUAUCAGCACCAUCACCAUCUCGUUCCACAGCCACCACGGAUGAAAUCCCUACCAGACUGUCGCUCGUCUCCUGCCUCACAAACUCCACCCUGAGACUGCACCUCCAAGACAACAACCUCUACGACGGCCUCAAUCGCACAGGCUACAUCGCGUCAAACUAUCAAUUCCAGUUCGACGGUCCUCCCCAAUCAGGCGCCAUCUACACCUCCGGAUGGAGCGCCUGUGCGGUGUCGAGCGCUGCGGUCUCGACUUCACCACAACAAGGCGGAGACGAAGAGAGCGACAACGAAAACGACAGCAAUGGCAAUGGUGGUGAUGGCAACGAUGCUGCACCACUAGAAGGCGUAAUGACCUUAGCACUAGGCGCGUCGACCACAUUCUGGCAAUGUCUCAGCGGAGACUUUUACAAUCUCUACACGGAGAACUGGGCCGCGCAGUGCAGCCCUGUAGAACUGCGAAUCACACGACUGGUGGAGUGUGAGUGA